AUGUUUUGUCGCACCGUUUCCAAGCUUUCAUCCUAUGAUAUCGCUGUGAUCGGAGGGGGACCGGGGGGUUAUGUCGCCUCGAUCAAAGCCGCACAGUUGGGCCUGAAGACUGUUUGUAUUGAAAAACGCGGCAGCCUCGGGGGGACUUGUUUGAAUAUUGGCUGCAUCCCUUCCAAGGCUCUUCUCCACGCGACCCAUCUCUACCACGACGCCCACACGAACUUUGCCAAGUACGGCCUCAGGGGCGGGGAAAAGGUAACGAUGGACAUCACUGCGAUGCAAAAGCAAAAGGACAUCUCCGUAAAGGGCCUCACCGGGGGAGUGGAGUACCUCUUCAAGAAAAACAAGGUGAGCUACAUCAAGGGGGAGGCAAGCUUUGUGGAAGCGAAUGAGUUGAAAAUAAAAGGGCUGGACGGGAAUGACCAGACCCUGAAAGUCGGCAAGACGAUCAUUGCUACCGGGAGUGAGCCGAUGGCGUUGCCUUUUCUUCCGUUUGAUGAGAAGGUGGUGUUGUCCUCCACGGGGGCCCUCAGUCUGCCCACAAUUCCAAAAAAGAUGAUUGUGGUGGGAGGGGGGGUGAUCGGACUGGAGCUCGGGAGUGUCUGGGCUCGCCUCGGGACGGAGGUCACCGUGGUAGAGCUCGGCGCCCGCUGCGCGGUGACCGUGGAUCCAGAUGUCUCGAAGGUCCUCACGGACUACCUUGCAAAGCAUGAAAAGAUGAAAUUCCUGAACGAGACCAAAGUUGUGGGGGGGAAGCGCGGCUCCAAAGGCGUCAGCAUCGAGGUGGAGGCCAAGAACGGUAAGCGGAAGACCUUGGAUGCGGAUGUGAUCCUAUGCUCGAUCGGUCGCCGACCCUACACAGAGGGUCUGAAUACCGAGGCCAUCAACCUGAAGCUCGAGCGCGGCUUUGUGAAUAUUAAUGACCACUUCGAGACGAACGUGCCGAAUGUGUUCGCCAUCGGGGACGUGGUGAAGAAGGGCCCAAUGUUGGCUCACAAGGCCGAGGACGAGGGGGUCGCGCUCGCCGAGCAGCUCGCUGGGAAACCAAGCCACGUGAACUACGAUGCCAUUCCGAGUGUUAUUUACACCAUGCCUGAGGUCGCACAAGUAGGGAAGACGGAGGAAGAGGUUAAGAAGGCGAAUAUCGAGUACAAGGUUGGGAAGUUUCCCUUCACGGCCAACUCGCGUGCCAAGGCCAUCGCCAUAGAGGACGGUUUUGUGAAAGUGAUAACAGACAAAAAGACGGAUCGGAUAUUAGGAGUCCAGAUUGUGUGUAGUGCUGCAGGUGAGAUCAUUGGCGAGACUGUACUCGCAAUGGAGUACGGCGCGAGCUCAGAAGAUGUUGGCCGAACUUGCCAUGCUCACCCCACGAUGUCUGAGGCUAUAAAGGAGGCGUGCAUGGCCUGCUAUGCCCAAACAAUUAACUUUUAA
Molecule: messenger RNA, 1431 nt
Organism: Phytomonas sp. Hart1
Lineage: Eukaryota; Euglenozoa; Kinetoplastea; Trypanosomatida; Trypanosomatidae
Source: the annotation of a GenBank genome assembly